UCUUCUUAUCACUCUCACCCGACACAGCGGCAACACCUUGAUUAAGAUACAAUUUUAGCAAUAUUCCACGACUUAGUGUCACAAAGAAAGUCAGGGACAAAUGUUGGGUCUUUGGUUUCUCGUUUUAGCGUGUCUAACUUCAGGUGUCUUGGGCGAUAUAGAUUCUCCAGGAUGUGGGAUCAAUGAUGUCGGUUUUGAUUACACCACUCUCCCACAGGCAGUCAGGAAACGCAUUGUUGGUGGACAAAUCGCAACACCACAUUCGUUUCCAUGGAUGGUCGCGCUUGAAUAUCGGGGGGUCUUUGCCUGUGCUGGAUCCCUUCUGAAGGGUUCAUCAAAAAGAUGGUUUAUCCUCACCGCAGCCCACUGCCUUCAUGGAACAGUCGUCACAGAUUGGAAGAUUCGUCUUGGUGCACACGAUCUGUCGACAAGUGAACAAUCCACUGAGUUCAUUGACGUCAAGACUGUGAUGAGCCAUCCUUUAUUCAAGCCUACCACACUAGAGCAUGACAGUGGUUUGAUGGAACUGGCUAGAGCACCAAGGAUAGGCAGGUCGGAAAUCAACUUUGGUUGCGUUUCUGGCAAUGAAACUGUUGCAGGAGAAAUUUGUUAUGUUAUCGGAUGGGGUACAACAUCAGAAGAAAGCGCUCCGUCAGAUAUGCUGCAGGUUGUGGAGAAGCCCGUAAUGUCCAAGGCCGCUUGUAGAAAUAUAUAUGGCUCAAACGACUUCCACGAAUCUUCCAUGAUCUGUGCAGGCUUCCCCGAAGGAGGGAAAGACCCGUGUAAAAAUGACAGCGGUGGGCCUUUGAUGUGUUAUCGCAAUGGCCGUAUGGAAAUAAUUGGAACCGUCAGCUGGGGCUUUGGCUGUGGUCAACCGAACUCUCCAGCUGUAUAUGCAAGUGCAACGAGCGCCAGACAAUGGAUUGUAGCUACGAUUAAUGCUUAAAAGGCCUAGCUGAGACCAAUACAUGAGCAACUUCAAUACAGGCUUUCAAAAACUUCGUCACAGUUUGCUUUCACCAUGUGUGUAGAAGAACAAUAAAAGCGACAAAACCCUU
Molecule: messenger RNA, 1058 nt
Organism: Haliotis rufescens (red abalone)
Lineage: Eukaryota; Metazoa; Mollusca; Gastropoda; Lepetellida; Haliotidae
Product: trypsin-like
Exons: 7
Coding region: 101-946 (281 amino acids)
Biological process (GO): proteolysis
Molecular function (GO): serine-type endopeptidase activity
Source: RefSeq, a predicted model, not a curated record